UGUCAGCGAGCGCAUGCGCAAACCGGCGGCCAGACUCAGCAGUGACGAACGCGAGCUAGCUUCUCGUACUGUUCAGUGAAUUUCGAGCCGUGCUCUCGCUGACUUAUCUUAAACAUUUGUUGUUGAACCGUGAGUCGUUUCUACCGAGCGGGAUUAACGUGAUCGAGGCGUGAAAGAAUAUGCCCAAAAAUAAAGGUAAAGGAGGAAAGAAUCGGCGACGUGGAAAGAACGAGAAUGAGUCUGAGAAGAGAGAGCUGGUGUUCAAAGAGGAUGGACAGGAAUAUGCUCAGGUGAUUAAAAUGCUGGGGAACGGUCGUCUGGAGGCCAUGUGCUUUGAUGGAACCAAGCGGCUUUGCCACAUCAGAGGAAAACUCCGGAAAAAGGUUUGGAUUAACACGUCAGACAUCAUCCUGGUCGGCCUGAGAGAUUACCAGGAUAACAAAGCUGACGUCAUCCUCAAGUAUAACGCAGACGAGGCUCGCAGUUUGAAAGCCUACGGAGAGCUGCCAGAGCACGCCAAAAUCAACGAGACAGACACCUUCGGACCAGGAGACGAUGAUGAGAUCCAGUUUGAUGACAUUGGCGAUGACGAUGAGGACAUUGAUGAUAUCUAAAGACCUGCAACUGGAGGAGGAAGGCGGGAUUUUACUAGAGAUGCUCCGACUGGGAUAUUUUGAGCCGACACGCCGCACCGAUAAUGAUUAUUUUUUAUUGAGAUCAGCCUAUGCCAAUCCAAUACAGUUUAUUGAUAUACAGUAUGUUUCAAGUUAUUUCAUUUUGUUAAUCAUCAGUAGACGUCUUUCUUGUUUUGAAGAACUUCAAGUGCAUUUCAAGUAGGGGAGAAAACGACACCAGUACUUUGAAUUUAUUGUAAACAUGAAUGAACAUGAAUGAUGCUGCUUUAGUACGACUGUCUCCGUCAUCACUCGUAGCAUCCGGAGGGCGACGCAGCGGGCUGCCUGGUGACUGAUGACGACCGAGACAGUUUGCUUUUUCUGCCUUCAUGCGGUUGGAUUGGAGAAUCAGAGUAGGCUGAUCACCAGCAUCAUAUUUAGGGUGAAUAUCUGGAGCACUGCUAGACUUCUACCUUCUUGCUUCAAACAUCAACAACACGGCAACUCUCAUCGUAGAGGUCUUCUUUUUCUUCUUGUAUAGUCAAAGAAACACUCACUAUUUAGAGGAGGCUCAUACUGAUUUCUUUACUGCUAAAUAUCUCACACCAAAUGCGUCAUCUUUUUAAAAAUGUAUUUAUAUUGAUUUCACACUAUGUGGAAUUUAGCAACAAGUACAGAAUCUCUGGAUUCGCCAAUAAAAAGAUAAACCAUUUUGUGUAUUUGUUCCUUUGGCAGUCUGUAUCAUCGUAGCUGUGGCCUGUAAGACAGUUUGACAGGAGUAAGAUGCUAACAUGCUAACACUGAGUACGGCUCUGUAUCCUUUCACCCUGUUAACGUCGCAUUCCUCUGACAACUUAUUACAAUGAACUAUUUGCUUGUUUUGGAUCGAACCACGGCCGAAUGAAGGCGAUCCCCUCUCCCCUUGAAAUCAGAAGAAGAUUGAGAAAUGUAUUUUUCUAUUGUUUCCCUUAUUUGUGUUGCUGUCUGUUUUUUGUUUCCAUGUUCUGUUUUGAACUCUUGGCUGCUCGCUCUGUGGCUUCAACAGGCCGUGAAGCUCGGCCCGGUCGGCCGCUCCGUCUCAUGCUAGACCAGCGGUUCCCAAACCCUUUUUCACCACAGACUCAGACUCUCACACACACCAGUAAAACCUCACGUCAGAGCAGAAAGUCUCACACACUCUCAGAACCUCUAGAAAGUCUAAUAACAAUACUUUAUUUUCCAUGUUCCCUGAGGGGGCCCGGCACCUCAUUUUGGGAACCACUGCUCUAGAUCACAUGGGCCCUGUUGCUGCUCUUGCUGUAACUCUGAUAAAAGAAAAAUGUACUAUGUUUGAAGGCUGGGUUUCCAAUAAAGAUCUUAACUCCA
This is a messenger RNA of Acanthopagrus latus (yellowfin seabream), 1979 nucleotides long. RefSeq names its product eukaryotic translation initiation factor 1A X-linked b (gene eif1axb). The coding region runs from base 180 to 614 and encodes 144 amino acids. Gene Ontology annotation, cellular component: cytoplasm. The transcript is spliced from 7 exons. Lineage: Eukaryota; Metazoa; Chordata; Actinopteri; Spariformes; Sparidae. Gene Ontology annotation, biological process: translational initiation. Gene Ontology annotation, molecular function: translation initiation factor activity; RNA binding. The record is from RefSeq and is a predicted model, not a curated record.